CAACAGCAGGGAGUUUGACAGACCUAUCAUACAGUUCACACACACACAAUCUAACGGUUUCCUGUCAACACCCAGAAAGAUAAAAAAAUCCUAAAACUCUGAAAUUUGUUUAGGGCUGCUUGUAAUCUUCACUCUCUCUCCAUCUGACUGAAAAAGCAACACAGGACUUAUUGGUAGAAACAAAAGGAUUAUUAAGAGAGAGCAUCUAAAACUGUGACUUCCAAGGGCAACUGUUAAAUGUGAAAGUUAACCAAAGUUGUACGUUUCACUACCUAGUGCAGUGUAUCUAGUGUUCUACAAUGGCAGCAUCUGUCUCUGAGUUGUUGCUGACCAUUCUGGAGAAACUGGACCACAAAGAGAUGGAGAGAUUUAACUGGGAGCUGUGCAAUAGCAAACUGAAAGAUUUUCAUAACAUUUCAAAGGCUCAUCUGGAGAAUGUCACAAGGCAUGCCACGGUGGAUAGGAUGGUGGAGACCUACUGCGAUGAGGGAGCUGUGAACGUCACAAAAAUUAUCCUUAGCAACAUGGGCCUUAACAAACUUGCUAUGUCUUUAAAGAGAGAUCUUCCAGAAGAAGAACCAACACAGAAAAAAAUAAGGGAAGAGGGGAAAUCGGUGAGUGCGCUGAAGGACGAGCUGAAAUCUGACUUAACACAUCUGGAAGAAAAGCUGGAGAAAUGUGGAAAUGCCCGAGAGAACUACGAUAGCAUGACUCAGCACACCAAGGACCAACAGGUGGACACAAUGAGGAGGAUCAGGGAAGAGUUUGUGAAGCUCCACCAGUUCCUGAGAGAGGAAGAGGAUGCCAGACUGGCUGCUCUGAGGGAGGAGGAGAAGGAAAAGGGAAUGUUAAUUGAGAAAGGCAUGGACAGCAUUGAUGAGCAGAUCUCCUCUCUCACAGAUGCCAUUGAGGCUGUGAAAGAGGACCUGAACAAAGGCAGUGAAAACUUCCUUGUGAGUUACGAACGCACCCAGAGCAGUGCCAGAGCCCAACUUGAUCUUCCGGAUCCACAGCUCGCCUCCGGAGCGCUGAUCGACAUCGCCAAACACCUGGGAAACUUGCAGUUCCAAGUCUGGGAGCAGAUGCAGGCGAUAGUCAAACACUCACCCAUAAUUUUGGACCCCAACACGGCUCCCUCUACUAUGACUUUGUCUGAUGACCUCACCAGCGUGCGACACACAGCCGUAGAGAAGCAGCAGAUUCCGGACAACCCAGAGCGGUUCACACGGUGGGCAAAGGUCAUUGGCUCCACAGGCUUUGUGAAGGGUUCAGAGCAUAGCUGGGAGGUGGAGGUGGGUGACCAACCUGAGUGGAAUCUAGGCGUUGCUGCAGAGUCCGUCGAUCGGAAGGGAGAAAAUCUUCUUGCGUCACCAGAAUACGGAAUCUGGGCUAUACUGAAAAGGGGGCGCAAGUAUACAAAUGGAGCUGGUAAAACGCUCACUCUGAAGAGGAUACCCCAGAGGAUCAGAGUUCAACUGAACUACGACAGGGGGGAAGUGGCUUUCUAUGACCCCAAAGACAAUACACACAUCUACACUCAUAAACAUAGGUUUACUGAGACGGUCUACCCAUACAUCUCUGUUUGGAAGAUAAAAGACUCCGUCAACCGUGAUAUACAUAUCUGCCCAUCAGAGGUGUCUGUGACAGUAAAAUCAAAUCAAUGAGGUAUGUGCGAGUGUUGGUGGGUGUAUCGAUCCAAUCUUCUCUGAUCUUCACAGGCUUUAUACGACUUUUCUAUAAACCAUCCCAAACUAUUAUUUAUCUGCCCAUCAGAGGUGUCUGUGACAGUAAAAUCAAAUCAAUGAGGUAUGUGCGAGUGUUGGUGGGUGUAUCGAUCCAAUCUUCUCUGAUCUUCACAGGCUUUAUACGACUUUUCUAUAAACCAUCCCAAACUAUUAUUGUUCUGUAUAAGAUGUCUGCCCUGUUACAUUUCAAAUAUUGUUGUAGUUGAAUAAUUGUGCACGUUUCAUGUCCAAAUCAUCCUAAAGUGUCUGAAAUUCCUAAUGUAGAUCAAUUAAGUUAUACUUUAAGAUGCUAAUAUAUGGGAUAUACCAUUGGUGUUGGGUGACAAAUGCUAAAAAGUUAGCAUUUGGAGGCAGUGGCCAGGGAAACUAAACCAAAUCAGGAUUGCUGUCUUACGUUGUCAGUAGACUGCUUAAAAGAUAAGGAAAUCUAUCAUUAGUUUCAACUAUCCCUUUAAAGGGGAAGUCCACAGCUGAAACAAUAAUAAAGCAGUCUCCCUGGAGAAAUGUAACCACUCAAAAUCAUAGACGGAGCUACGGAUGCAAGGACAGAUCAUCCAAGAUAACAAAACAUUGGCGGACUUCUAUAUUCGUUGAUUCUUGAAGAAUAUAACGUAUAAAUGCCAUGAGCGCAGAUAAACUGUCGUACCCAAUCAGAACCCAUAUAAAAGCUUAUAUUUUGGGUUCUGAUGGGGUACGACAGUUCAACUAUACGUUCAUGGCAUUUCUAAGUUAUAUUCUUCAAGAAUCAACAGGUAAAUAUCCCUUACAAUAUAAUUCCAAGUUGGAUGUAGCAACUGCAGAUUCCUCCUUUUAAGUGUUCAUUAGGUAUAUGUUGAUAGUUCAACACUUUGUUUUAGUAAACCACAAGAUCUGUGUGCCAUGUCUACUUGUACCUUUUGCUAAACAUUUACUUUGACUUCCAGCACCUGUUGAAAGUCACUGGAUGUGUGUCAUCAUUUCUUUCCCCAAAAUGUUCCAAUCUGCUGUGCUGAACUUUCUGUAUGAGAUGUAAGGGGUUUACAUACAUGUUUGUAUAUAUAUUUGCCUUCUUUAAAGUAGAACCACGUGUUUCUGCAGUCAGACAGAAUGACAUGGCUGCAAAAAGAAAGUGUCAUUUUGACAAGACUGCGGUCAAAACGUGUCAUCUUUUCAAAUAAACUAGCACCAUGGAUUCAUAAAUAGGGUUGUUGUGGUCCAUUAAUGUGUGUUGUUACUCUUCCCUUAUUUUUAACGCUGGGAUUCCAUAAUGGAGCAGCACACUAGACAGCCGGCAAUGCACCAUUUAAAAGGCAAUUUAUUUAGC
Molecule: messenger RNA, 3048 nt
Organism: Oncorhynchus tshawytscha (Chinook salmon)
Lineage: Eukaryota; Metazoa; Chordata; Actinopteri; Salmoniformes; Salmonidae
Product: E3 ubiquitin-protein ligase TRIM35-like
Exons: 2
Coding region: 300-1664 (454 amino acids)
Molecular function (GO): protein binding
Source: RefSeq, a predicted model, not a curated record